This is a messenger RNA of Pocillopora damicornis (cauliflower coral), 2164 nucleotides long. Its product is annotated as transforming growth factor-beta-induced protein ig-h3. The record is from RefSeq and is a predicted model, not a curated record. Gene Ontology annotation, biological process: extracellular matrix organization; cell adhesion. Lineage: Eukaryota; Metazoa; Cnidaria; Anthozoa; Scleractinia; Pocilloporidae. Gene Ontology annotation, molecular function: cell adhesion molecule binding. Gene Ontology annotation, cellular component: extracellular matrix.
GUUCAUUCCCCACGCUCAAGACGGUCUCGUUAACGUCGCACGAGCGGCACAGCACAACAUGACGAAGCUGCUUCUCUUGUGUAUUUUCGUUCUCAGUUUGUCUCUUAAGCAGAGCGCAUCUUCCAAUUGGUGGAGCCCCUACAAAUGGCGUCAUUACUGGGAAGAUUGGUGGGAAAAACUCGAAGAAGUCGGUCAAAGCGAAGGUAUUCCGCUUGGGCAGCAAAAACCAGAACGCGUUCCGAACGCUGACGGGCCAAAUGUAUGUACAAAUAAAAUUCCGGUAGGAAUAUUUCGAAAAUGCAGAAAAAUACCCGGAAAACGCAGAUUGCAGUGCAGAACCGAGCAGCAUUUUUUGACAGAGUAUCGUUGUUGUCCCGGAUAUGCUAGAGUGAACAAAAGUUCCGGAUGUCCAAAAGAGCUUUACACGUCAGACAAGAACAUAGUUGAGGUGGCUGAAUCACUCAGUUUAAGUGAAUUUGCCAAUUUAAUGAAGAUAUCUGGUCUCAUGUAUGAGCUGCAGGGGACUGGUGAACGGUAUACAGCUUUUGUUCCCUCCAACCAAGCAUUCUCUUCACUAAAGCCAGAAACUCUACAAGAGUUGAAAAGUAACAAAGAGAUACUUCGCGAAACGCUGCUGUUGCACAUAGCUUCUGGUAAGAUUGUUACUGAGGUAAUGAAAGACAACCGAGAGAUAACUGCACUUGACGGCUCACGCUUGAGAAUCAAUGUGGCGGACGAAGGGCAGACAAUUAUUGUUCAAGGAGGAGAAAUCGUUGUGGCAAACGAGGGAGCAAGCAAUGGUAUCAUACACAUUAUUGACCGAGUUCUGAGUCCAGCAUCUGAUGACAUUGGAGAAAUUUUGAAAAGUAAUCCAAACUUCAGUAUAUUCUCACAGAUGAUCGAGAAUGCCGCGAUGAACUUCACCAACAUAACUUUGUUUGCACCGACUGAUAAAGCCUUUGAAGUGAUGGACCGCGAGAGACUGGAGACUCUUCUUUCCAAUGAAGAAUGUGUCGGGAAAUUCAUUAAGUACCACUUGCUACCUAAGCCAAUAUACUCAGCUGCACUGGACAACAAGCGAUACACCACUGCCGAAGGGCACUUCUUAGACGUUAGAAUAAAGGGAGAGAAGGAGAUCCUGGUUAAUGACGCUUCUGUGACAGAUGUGGACAUUAGUGGCAAUAAUGGCGUCAUACAUGUCAUUGGCAAAGUUCUCAUGCCCGUUUCUGCCAUGAACCUCUUGGAGGUAACUAAGGUGCUGAACCUUUCAACACUUGUGGAGUACCUCAAUUCCACCGGCUUCUCUGACACUCUGAGGGAAGACAAGGGACCGUUUACAUUAUUUGCUCCGACUAACAAAGCUUUCCAGGCCUUACCUGAAUCAACCAAGCAGGAAUUACGUGACGAUCCCGAGAAACUUAAACAGUUGCUUGCCUAUCACUUGGUUCCCGAGAGAAAGUGGACUUACGAAUUUGGUAAGGAUAACAUGGUGAAUACUGUCAGCGAGGGCAAGAAACUACGCCUGAAUUCAUUUAGAUAUGGAAAGGUGCAUUCUGUAGAUGGCGCAUGUGUGACUAAAGCUAACAUCGAGGCUUGCAACGGCGUUAUCCAUGUUAUUAAUAAAGUCCUGUUGCCGCCAAGUAAAACAAUUUACGAGCUUAUCAACUCCGACUCUCGCUUCGUUACUCUAGCGGAAGCCAUAAACACAACCGCGCUCGCACCAGUCCUCCAGAAUCCCGCCGCUUCGUUGACUCUCUUUGCACCAACCGAUUGGGCUUUUGCUAAACUGGAGCUGAAAUCUCCUGGAUCAAUGGAGACCCUUCUCGCUUUCCCUGAAGAGCUGACAGAAGUUCUUAAACAUCACGUGGUGAAUGGAACACUGUACACUUGCGGUAUUCACUGCAAAUUCAGCUACUGGUCGUUCUUUAGCAACCAAUUCUCUGUGUUUUCCAUGGCUCGUGGGGUGCUCAGGAUCCGAUAUGCCUGGAACGGACGAGUUUACGUAAAUAGCAUGCGCAUCAUUGACCUGGAUCUACCCGCCACAAACGGCGUUGUUCACGUGAUCGAUGACGUAUUAGAGCUGUAUCCACAUGAAUUCCGCAAAUGGAAGCGUGGGGUUCACAGUCACCGAGCGAGUCGCGGUAAAAAACAUCGACACCACUGA